Manduca sexta (tobacco hornworm) is the source of this 708-nucleotide messenger RNA. RefSeq lists its product as uncharacterized. The transcript is spliced from 6 exons. The record is from RefSeq and is a predicted model, not a curated record. Bases 77 to 679 code for a protein of 200 amino acids. NCBI's taxonomy places the organism in Eukaryota, Metazoa, Arthropoda, Insecta, Lepidoptera, Sphingidae.
UAAGCAAAGAAUUGUUAUCGUGACCAACUAGAAAAUCGUAAGAAUCCAGUCGACUUAUAACAAAAUUGUAAUAAAAAUGCGUCCGAUAAUAUUUUUCGUUUUAACAAUUUUGAGUUGUGUGCUUUGCAAAAAUAAUGUGAAAUCUUUAACUCAAUCUCUAGGUCAAGAAGUGAUUGAAAUAGAGCCUCCAAUCAAAGAACUGCCCCCAGGGUUAGAAGAGGAGCCGUCAGCAGAAAACGAACAAGAAGAAAAAACCACGACAACUAUACAACCAGCAACUAAGAGAGCCAGCAAAAUUACAACUGUAACACAGAAGACGGAAAAAGAAACCAAAGUGCAACCAGUGACCCUGGAGGACGAAGAGGCGAAAAUUGAGAAGGAGCUCGCUGAGAUGUACAAAGAUAAUGCUGACUACAAAGGCGACAGCAGUGAAGUAACGAAUGAAGUGACGCCUGUCACCGAGGACAAGCCUGUAGCAAGACAGAGAAACUUCAAAUUCCAGCCAGAUCUAAACAACAAGGCCGACAUCGAGAGAUUUAGGACUUCAAUCGACGACAUAAGUUGCGACAAAAGAGUCACAAAGAAACUGCUCGGGGAUGAAGUUGAAAUUAACUCAGCAUCUUCACUGAAGCUAUCGUUUUUAGGAAUUUUUAUUUGGAUAUCUACAUUUUAUUGUUAAAAAUUAAUUAAAUAUCUGCUAUUUUGUUA